Hyaloperonospora brassicae is the source of this 786-nucleotide messenger RNA. NCBI's taxonomy places the organism in Eukaryota, Oomycota, Peronosporomycetes, Peronosporales, Peronosporaceae. The record is from the annotation of a GenBank genome assembly.
AUGCCUAACAAUGAGCCGUUUGAUCUUCGUGUGUACGCCCAUUGCCAAAGAUACAGUGAGGGAGUCGGCCACGAGGUCGAACACGAGCACGUGUUUCCAGCGCUGGACGAGACGGUACAGACCGUGAGGUUUGAACUAGAGCAUCAAGUGGACGUCGACGCGCCCUUUACGUCUCGUGGCGUCGUUGAGAUCGUAUCGAGGAAGUCGUCUUUGAAGCCCGCCGUCUCGUUCUCGGCGCUGUCGACGCUGAGCAGCGACGACACGGCAAAGCUCGAGAAGCUGCUGCGUCAAGGACGGCACUAUAUUGUGCGUGCCAAGGCCGAUCCGGACGACCCAGAGUCGCCCUAUGCGGUGACGUCUGUGCCCAUGUGCAUGCUGGCAGCUACGCAGUUGCGCGAACACUUUGCUUUCCACCUGUCAGACAGUGGCAAGCUCUUGUCGAUCGAGUAUAUCACGCCUUACUUGAAUCCGGAGACGUGUGCUGCUUACCAGACGCAGAGUUUGUCGGAUGUGAGCUUUGACCCGACCGGCACGGUCUUGACACCGCAGAACGGUCCCUCCCUUCCCAAGACGAUUGUAAUCAAGCACGAUCGCGCUCCUCAGGGCGUCAAACCGGUGCACAGCGAGGACGACAACACUGAAGUCGAACCGCAGAGUCAAUCGUUUCUUCGCAAAUACUGGUACGUCAUUCUGCCCAUUGUCGUAAUGAGUUUGUUCGGAGGCAAUGGCGGAGACGCGCCUGCUGGUGGCGCUCCUGCUCCUGUUGCGGCAGGAAGGCGUCGGUAG